Messenger RNA from Vanderwaltozyma polyspora DSM 70294, 747 nucleotides. RefSeq names its product Cwp1p (gene CWP1). The record is from RefSeq and is a predicted model, not a curated record. The transcript has a single exon. The coding region runs from base 1 to 747 and encodes 248 amino acids. NCBI's taxonomy places the organism in Eukaryota, Fungi, Ascomycota, Saccharomycetes, Saccharomycetales, Saccharomycetaceae.
AUGAGAUUGUCAAUUACAUUUUCUGCUUUCUUACUAGCAUUAUCACAAUUAGUUAAAGGUGAUUCGGAGCAAUUUGGUUUGAUUUCUAUUAGAUCUGGUUCUGCUUUACAAUACUCAUUUGUCUACUUUGAUUCAGAUGAUGGCAAAUUCUAUGUUUCAGCUUCUUCUAAUACUACUGAAUCUGAAUCUUUAGUUGAAGCUGUAAUCACCGAUAAAGGUAGAUUACAAUUAGAAGAUGGAAGUUAUGUAUAUGUCGAUGAAGACAAUGUAUUGAGAGAUACUGAUAAGAAAAAAUCAGCUGACAAAGGUUUUUCAAUCAUUGAUGGCCAUUUAGCUUAUGAGUGUGAAGAAAACUUUUAUGUUGUUCCAGAAGGUGGUAAAUACGUUUUAUCAGUUGGUGAAGUUCCAAGUAAUUCAACUGCUAUCGGAAUUGUUUUGAGAACCGCUGACACAACCGGUUCCAAAGUACCAGAUUUUGCUGGUUCAUCUGAUUGUUCAUCAUGUGCAUCUGGUCAUGAAUUCCCAAAUCCACCAAGUUGUAACUCUACCAUUUCUGGUAAUUAUACUGAGCCUGAAGGUGAAGAAGAAGGUGAAGGUGAAGGUGAAGGCGAAGGUGAAGAAGGUUGUGAUUAUGAAGAUGAUGAUAAAUCAAAAGAAGAAGAAAACUCAGCAGCUAUUAUACAAAAGGGUAGUGUAUUUGGUGUAAGUAUUGCAGCUGCAGCCAUUGCCAUGUUAGCAUUCUUCUAA